AUGCCAGCUGAUAUAAUGGAGAAAAAUUCCUCGUCCCCGGUGGCUGCCACCCCAGCCAGUGUCAACACGACACCGGAUAAACCAAAGACAGCAUCUGAGCACCGAAAGUCAUCAAAGCCUAUCAUGGAGAAAAGACGAAGAGCAAGAAUAAAUGAAAGUCUGAGCCAGCUGAAAACACUAAUUUUGGAUGCUCUUAAAAAAGAUAGUUCGCGGCAUUCCAAGCUGGAGAAGGCGGAUAUCCUGGAAAUGACAGUGAAACACCUCCGGAACCUGCAGCGGGCACAGAUGACGGCUGCACUAAGCACAGACCCAAGCGUCCUGGGGAAGUACCGCGCCGGCUUCAGCGAGUGCAUGAACGAGGUGACCCGCUUCCUGUCCACGUGCGAGGGCGUUAACACCGAGGUGCGCACCCGGCUGCUCGGCCACCUGGCCAACUGCAUGACCCAGAUCAACGCCAUGACCUACCCCGGGCAGCCGCACCCCGCCUUACAGGCGCCGCCGCCGCCCCCGCCAGGCCCCGGGGGCCCCCAGCACGCGCCGUUCGCGCCGCCGCCACUAGUGCCCAUUCCCGGGGGUGCGGCGCCCCCUCCCGGUGGCGCGCCCUGCAAGUUGGGAAGCCCGGCCGGCGAGGCGGCCAAGGUUUUCGGCGGCUUCCAAGUUGUGCCGGCUCCUGAUGGCCAGUUUGCCUUUCUCAUCCCCAACGGGGCCUUUGCUCACAGCGGCCCGGUAAUCCCUGUCUACACCAGCAACAGCGGGACCUCCGUAGGUCCCAAUGCAGUGUCGUCUUCUAGCGGCCCCUCGCUCACAGCGGACUCCAUGUGGAGGCCCUGGCGAAACUGA
Messenger RNA from Chrysochloris asiatica (Cape golden mole), 840 nucleotides. It is a transcript of the gene HES1, whose product is annotated as hes family bHLH transcription factor 1. Gene Ontology annotation, biological process: negative regulation of neuron differentiation; regulation of transcription by RNA polymerase II; anterior/posterior pattern specification. The record is from RefSeq and is a predicted model, not a curated record. Bases 1 to 840 code for a protein of 279 amino acids. Gene Ontology annotation, cellular component: nucleus. Gene Ontology annotation, molecular function: N-box binding; DNA-binding transcription factor activity, RNA polymerase II-specific; protein dimerization activity. Lineage: Eukaryota; Metazoa; Chordata; Mammalia; Afrosoricida; Chrysochloridae. The transcript is spliced from 4 exons.